UUCCGUCCGUGUAAUUUGUAUGGAACGAGCGCCAAUGUGCAAAGAGAUGCGAAAGGAGCCCAUGAAGUCGUGAAGACAUGGUUUUGUCGUGAGAAAAUGAAUGUGUAUAUCUCAUGAACUCGUUUGUUGUUAAAUAUUAGGUUUCUGUCCGCAUGAGAGAGGUUAUCUCGUUGAAUGUAGAAUCUGGUCCAGAAAUUCCUGACGGGAGAAAAGAGGAAAGACAGGAGCAUUAUAAAGCCGCUUUGACAGGUGCCAUCGCUAGGCGCCUCAGUGGAGAGAUGCCGCCGGUGCAGAGAACGAUGUCCGAUCUUCGCUCUCGUGCGGAGGGCUAUGAGAAGACAGAGGACACCACAGAGAAGAUCUCAUUAGCUGACCAGGAGGACGCCAGGCUGAUAUACCUCAACCAGCCACAGUUCACCAAGUUCUGCAGUAAUCAUGUCAGCACGGCCAAGUAUAAUGUUCUGACUUUCCUGCCUCGGUUCCUCUACUCCCAGUUCAGAAGGGCAGCUAACUCCUUCUUUCUCUUCAUCGCACUCCUGCAGCAAAUCCCGGACGUGUCGCCAACUGGCCGCUGGACCACGCUUGUGCCCCUGCUCUUCAUCCUGGUGGUAGCUGCAGUGAAGGAGUUCAUUGAGGACCUGAAACGUCAUAAUGCCGACAGUGUCGUCAACAGGAAGGAAUGUCAAGUACUGAGGAAUGGUGCCUGGGAAAUUGUACACUGGGAAAAGGUGGCUGUUGGGGAGGUCGUAAAAGCGGCCAAUGGGGAUCACCUCCCGGCUGACCUCGUCAUCCUCUCGUCCAGUGAACCACAAGGGAUGUGCUACAUCGAAACCUCCAACCUGGACGGAGAAACAAACCUCAAGAUCCGACAGGGGCUCCAGAUCACCUCGGAGAUCAAGGACAUUGACAGCCUGAUGCGUCUCUCCGGCCGCAUGGAGUGCGAGAGCCCCAACCGCCAUCUGUACGAGUUUGUCGGCAACAUCCGUCUGGACGGACACAGCACCAGCAGUCUGGGUCCAGACCAGAUCUUACUGCGGGGGGCACAGUUGAGGAACACACAGUGGAUCCAUGGCAUAGUGGUCUACACAGGACAUGACACCAAACUUAUGCAGAACUCCACGCGUCCUCCUCUGAAGCUGUCGAACGUGGAGCGCAUCACCAACUUCCAGAUCUUGGUCCUGUUUGGCUGCUUGCUAGCCAUCUCUCUGGUGUGCUCCAUAGGACAGACCAUCUGGAAGUACCAGUACGGCAAUGCUGCCUGGUACAUGGACCUGAACUAUGGAGGCGCUGCAAAUUUUGGCCUCAACUUCUUGACCUUCAUCAUCCUGUUCAACAACCUGAUCCCCAUCAGUCUGCUGGUCACCCUGGAGGUCAUCAAGUUCACCCAGGCCUUCUUCAUCAACUGGGACACAGACAUGCUGUAUGAACCUACCAACACACCUGCCAUGGCCCGCACGUCCAACCUGAAUGAAGAGCUGGGACAGGUGAAAUACAUCUUCUCGGACAAGACCGGGACCCUGACCUGCAACGUGAUGCAGUUCAAGAAGUGCACUGUCGCUGGUGUAGCCUAUGGUCACACACCCGAGGCAGAGGAAGGUAGUUUUGCUGAGGACGACUGUCACAGCAUACAGUCAUCGGAGGAGGCCGGAUUUAAUGACCCCAGCUUACUGGAAAACCUCCAAAGUAAUCACCCGACUGCUCCUGUCAUCCAUGACUUCAUGACCAUGAUGGCCAUCUGUCACACGGCCGUCCCCGAGCGCAUCGAUGACAAGAUCACCUACCAGGCCGCUUCUCCAGAUGAAGGUGCGCUGGUGAGAGCUGCUCAGAGCCUCGGCUUCGUGUUCUCCGGAAGAACCCCCGACGGUGUCAUCAUGGAAUCGCUGGGAGGAGAGCAGAAGUAUGAGCUGCUGCAUGUGCUGGAGUUCACCAGCGUUAGGAAGAGGAUGUCAGUUAUCGUGCGUACCUCAUCUGGCAAGAUCCGCCACUGCAAAGGGGCGGACACCGUGGUCUAUGACCGCCUGGCGGACAGCUCUAGGUACAAAGACAUCACCCUGAAACACCUGGAGCAGUUUGCUACAGAGGGUCUGCGUACUCUGUGCUUUGCGGUGGCGGAAAUCAGCGAGUCGACAUACCAGCAGUGGCUGGAGGUGUACCAGCGAGCCUCCACCUCCAUCCAGAACAGAGCCCUCAAACUGGAGGAGAGCUACGAGCUCAUCGAGAAGAACCUGCAGCUGCUGGGAGCCACCGCCAUCGAGGACAAACUCCAAGACAAGGUCCCCGAGACCAUCGAGACCCUGAUGAAGGCCGACAUCAAGAUCUGGAUCCUGACCGGAGACAAGCAGGAGACGGCCAUUAAUAUCGGACACUCCUGCAAACUGCUGACCAAGAACAUGGGCAUGCUGGUGAUCAAUGAAGACACUCUUGACGCCACCAGAGAGACACUCAGCCACCACUGUGGCAUGCUGGGAGAUGCCCUCCACAAGGAGAACGACUUUGCCCUCAUCAUUGACGGAAAGACGCUGAAAUACGCCCUCACGUUUGGAGCGCGCCAAUACUUCCUUGACCUGGCCCUGUCCUGCAAGGCUGUGAUAUGCUGCAGGGUGUCCCCGCUGCAGAAGUCGGAGGUGGUGGAGAUGGUGAAGAAGCAGGUGAAGGUGAUCACGCUGGCUAUAGGCGACGGCGCCAACGACGUGGGCAUGAUCCAGACGGCUCACGUGGGCGUGGGCAUCUCCGGCAACGAGGGCCUGCAGGCGGCCAACUCCUCCGACUACUCCAUCGCCCAGUUCAAAUACUUGAAGAAUCUACUGCUGGUGCACGGAGCCUGGAACUACAACCGUGUGGCCAAGUGUAUCCUGUACUGCUUCUAUAAGAACAUUGUCCUCUACAUCAUCGAGAUCUGGUUCGCCUUCGUCAACGGCUUCUCCGGCCAGAUCCUGUUUGAGCGCUGGUGCAUCGGCCUGUACAACGUGAUCUUCACAGCUCUCCCUCCCUUGACGCUGGGCAUAUUUGAGCGUUCCUGCAGGAAAGAGAACAUGCUGAAAUACCCUGAACUCUACAAAACCUCUCAGAACGCAAUGGGCUUCAACACCAAGGUCUUCUGGGCCCAUUGUCUGAACGGCCUCUUCCACUCGGUCAUCCUCUUCUGGGUUCCUCUCAGAGCCUUCCAGCACGAUACGGUGUUCGGCAACGGAAAGACUCCAGACUAUCUGCUUUUAGGGAACAUGGUUUAUACAUUUGUAGUCAUCACGGUGUGCCUGAAGGCCGGCCUGGAGACCUCGUCGUGGACCAUGUUCAGUCACAUCGCCAUCUGGGGCAGCAUCGGACUAUGGGUGGUGUUCUUUGGCAUCUACUCCUCCCUGUGGCCCCUGAUUCCCCUGGCCCCGGACAUGUCUGGAGAGGCGGACAUGAUGUUCAGUUCAGGGGUCUUCUGGAUGGGCCUGGUCUUCAUCCCCAUCACCUCCCUGGUCUUUGACGUGGCCUACAAAGUGGUGAAGAAGGUGUGCUUCAAGACUCUGGUGGACGAGGUCCAGGAACUGGAGGCCCUCUCUAAGGACCCUGGAGCUGUGGUGCAUGGGAAGAGUUUGACGGAGAGAGCCCAACUACUGAAGAACGUCUUCAAGAAGAGCACGGUCAGUCUGUACCGGUCAGACUCCAUGCAGCAGAACCUGCUCCUUAGUGACCGAGUCAUAUGAGACCUGAAGACGGCUAUGCCUUCUCCCAGGACGAGAACGGGGUGGUGUCGCAGUCAGAAGUGAUCCGGGUGUACGACACCACCAAACAGAGGCCCAACGAGUGGUGAGGUCUGUCCGGAGCCUCGGCCGUUUCCCACAGCGAUUUGAAGCUAGAGAAGGGGUGCCCCCCCAGGCGACUUCACCACGAGCCUGUGGGGGGGUGUGGACAGGAUGCCGAAGGGAGGGGUGGAUGUGUUGUACAACUUCAAAAAGGGAAAAAAACAUGGAACAAAAUAGCGUUGAAAAAGUAUUCACUAUGCUGUAGUUGUGUGUUCAGCAGACAUAAUGAGCACUGUGCUUGCAUUUUUAGCAGAAUCUGUGGUCUGAAGUUCAUCACUGUUCUUGCUCAGUCAAAUGGAGUGAAAUGUUGCCUCUGUGAAAUGUCUUUAUGUAUAUUCUAGCAGAUCCCAAAAAAAGAAUAACGUACAAAAAGUUCUAAUCAUUUGAACUAUUUUUGGCACAAAAUGUUUAAUGACAAUAUUGAUGUAAACAUAGAUUGCCAAAGAGCAGUCGUAAAUUCAAUCUCUUCAAACAAUGGAUAUGAUUAGAACAAUGUACCCCUAACCUACACACACUCCAGAGUUUAUUCCAGCACUGAAUGGACCACUUCAGACCAGACAAUUCGUUGUUUUGUUGUUCUUUUGCACUUGUGUGAACAUGUCGACUGUAUAAUAAGGCCUUACAUUUGUUCAUGCCUUCAGCCAUACUUCUCUCUCAUUUAAUUCUGUUUAUUUAUGUAAGAAUUAGUAUGUAGGUAUCGUGCCUAGUUUGUUUGACUUUUUAAUGAUAGCUCCUUCGCCGUAGUCCAAUCUCCACCAUGUUACACAGCAGUUCGAUUGCUCUUAACAAGUAAUUGCAUUCCACACAUUACUCGGCUGCAACAAUCACAAUGGUGCCUGACUAGUUUCCCCCUGAUGGAACAAGGUAGCCUAGCUAGUGUAGGACAGUGCUCUACCCUUUGAUUGGUAAAGGUGAACUCCGUACCUCCCCAAUAUUGUACUCAUGGUAACAAAUGAAGUGCCUUGUGGCACAUGUAAAACCUAGGUUCUUUUGUCCUGCAGAGUGUUUGGGGGGGUGGGGGGGUCUGCUUGACGGUCUUCUUCAGUUUCUGUACGCUUACAGUGGCGGCUUGUAUUUCACGAUCGUAUUUCCCUUAGAAUGGAGUUUAUCCUCUGGAACAUAAGUGCCAUUAGCUUACAGGAGAGAGAAGAUUAGCCAGGAAAGCUCCACACAGUAUCGAAAAACGACUUGGUCUCUCUAUAGUUAUUUUGUGAAUUUGUAUUUUUAUAUUGGAGAUGUACGAAUUUUGCAUUGACCGGCUUUGUAAUGAAUCGUCUGUGCGUUUGGUUCCUUUCUCAGACAAAACGAUUGAGAAUGCUCGAAUGAUAGAAGGAAACAGCUUUCUUAAAUGUCUUGUUGUUCUUAUUAAUAUCGUUAACGCUAAUUUAUUUUAAAAUUAAAAGUCUUGUAUUUGUGUGUUUGCUCUUCUCCCUAUGGGAGAUUGGUGUUCUGACCGUGUGUGUGCGAGUAUGUGUCGUCUGCAUGUGCAUGUGUGUAUGAUUCUGAGCGUGAGUCCGUCCGUGAGUGAGUGAACGCCUUCUCCUGGGGAUACCUGCUCUGUUUGCAUGUCUUAAUGUGUGUCCUCAAUAUGGCACUGAGAGAUGCUGACACCUCAGUUGUGGUGUUGCGUUCUUUGAAUGUGUGUGUAGAUGAACUUUUGAGUGUCCGUGGGUGCGUGUGGGUUGUGUGUGUGUGUGUGUGUGCUGCUCGCUCCUCUCGUCAGUCUGCACGACUCCAGGUAUAAUGAUGGUGUACUACUGUGUGCUGCUGCAUGGCCCUGUGCGUGUGUGUUUAUGAACGUGUGUGUGUGUGUGUGCGUGUGUGCCCAGACCCAGUCUUGGAGGGUUUUAGGCCUCAUUGAUGCUUGCUUUGACAGGAGUUGUUGCACAAUGCACUCUGUACCUUUCCAGGAGUGGAUAUUUCAUAUUAUCUGGUUAUUGGUUUUGGUAUAUCAUUUCUCUGGGUGUAUUACAGUAUGUUUUGUAAGUUAUUUUCUCUCUCUUCACACAGUGCACCUCUACUUUACAAUAAACCUCUGUGUUUUUAUUUCCUGGUUUUGUGAGGAUAUAUCAGUGAAGUGAUUGGUUAUGCUAUACUUGCGUGUUUAUCUGAUUGGUUGUCAUCAGCUUUCAAAAUUCCAAAAUGCUGAAUGUGGGUCUUCUGAUGUGAACGUCAUUGUCGUGGAAGCAAGGCUUGGGACUGUUGCUUUUAACCAACAAACUGUCGUCUGUUUAAGUCGUGGGCUGCAUGAGUGGAAUAACAAAUCGUUCUUUGGUUAAGUGUUAAUUGUACUACUUUUGAUUCUCUCUCUCAAGUGUUGGUCACUUUACUGAAGAAAAAUGCACUUUUUAGAUUUGUUUUGAUAUUGUUUCUUUUUGUCUUUUGUUCAAUGAUUGUUCUGCAUGUUGGGACUGCAAACUUUAAGUGUUCUGUCUUUUACUGCCAUAAAGGACUACUGAAAUAAAACUUUACAAACAUAGCCGGAA
Osmerus eperlanus (European smelt) is the source of this 6277-nucleotide messenger RNA. RefSeq names its product ATPase phospholipid transporting 8A1 (gene atp8a1). Gene Ontology annotation, biological process: phospholipid translocation. Gene Ontology annotation, molecular function: ATP hydrolysis activity; ATP binding; ATPase-coupled intramembrane lipid carrier activity. The record is from RefSeq and is a predicted model, not a curated record. NCBI's taxonomy places the organism in Eukaryota, Metazoa, Chordata, Actinopteri, Osmeriformes, Osmeridae. Gene Ontology annotation, cellular component: plasma membrane. The coding region runs from base 153 to 3692 and encodes 1179 amino acids. The transcript is spliced from 38 exons.